Molecule: messenger RNA, 2469 nt
Organism: Schistocerca nitens (vagrant locust)
Lineage: Eukaryota; Metazoa; Arthropoda; Insecta; Orthoptera; Acrididae
Exons: 2
Coding region: 47-2311 (754 amino acids)
Source: RefSeq, a predicted model, not a curated record
CAUUAUACCGAACACAUCGUGUCGGAUCACUCUUCGCAAACAAAACAUGUCUGAAGAGCAGCAGGAAACACAAGACCCUCCAGGAGAAGGUGAAGCAGGAGAAGGUGAAGCAGGAGAAGGUGAAGCAGGAGAAGGUGAAGCAGGAGAAAGUGAAGCAGCAGAAGUUGAAGAAGCAGAAGGUGAAGUAGGAGCAGAUGAAGAUGAAAAUGAAACUGAGACAACUACUGGUGAUGAGACAUUAGAUGCUAAUAUGCAGGAAGUCCCAGAACAAGAGCCUGCAGGAGGUGCUGAGUCAUCUCCUGUAGAAUACACUGAAAAUGAAGCACAGACUGACUUUACAUUUAGUCCUACUGCAUCAAAUACAGAUAUAGCUCGUCAACUCUUAGAAACAUUGGAGGCAGAAGGUGCUGCAGAAGAACCGACUGAGACACAAGAUUUGGACCAGGAAAAAGAAGUAGAAGAGGAUGCUGACAAAGAAGCAACAGAGGGAGAAGAACAAGAAGGGGGAGCUGACACAGAAGUCACUGAAGAAGCUGCUGAUACAGAAGCAGAGCAAGCAGGUUCUGAACAGCAGGAAGAGACAGAAAUUGAUGAUUGGAUAAAGGAGAGAAAAGGGAAAAAACCAAAAGAAAGUAGGGCAAUGUGGGAUUAUUCCUUAUAUGCUCCAAUUUCAAUGGUACAAGACCAGAUUGUGGAAACUUAUGAGGACCUUGUACUGCCCAUCUUCACAAAAUUGUGUGAACCAAUGUGGGACUAUGAUCUCCUUGCUUCACCAUCUAUGCUUGAAUCCCAGGUUGAUGAAACAUAUGAAUUAAAAUUACAAUUAUCUUCAUUAAAAUGUGAACCCAUGUGGGAUUAUCAGUUAUCUGUGCCACCUGAAAUGGCAGAAGCUCAGGUAUAUUUUGAAGAGAAGGAAUUGCGGUUUGAGGUUUCAUCCUUAAAGUGUCAUCCAAUGUGGGAUUAUGAUCUUUCUGCACCUAUCCAAAAAGCUCCUGAAGAGAUUUAUUGGGUGCCAUCUUAUUUGAACUUUGUGGGUGUAACUCGUGAGAAAUUCUUUCACAUUGAAGAAACCCCUAACACAAAAUUUAUACAGACAGACUUGCAUUUUGAUCCCGAUAUUAUAAUUCAGCCAGAAGAUUUGUUGAGAGAGCCAGAUGAAGAAUAUGAAGAGAAGAGAAGAUGCUACACUGAUGCAAAGCAUGUUUCAGAAGAGAUUGCUGAUAUUGGGGAUGAAAGUGAUGAGACUUGGUAUCCAGAUUAUUUGAAUACAGGUGAAAUGAAAAAACCAUAUAAGCUUAUAGGUGAUAGGUGUGUGAUAGAAGAAGCAGAUUUAGAAAUUGCAACAGAUGAGGCAUUGGAAGCCAGAGGGAGUGAGAAUGAGGAACUUGCUGAUGAUGAGGUGACAUCAACUGAAGUUCAGACUGAUGUUGGCCUGGGAGAAUUACUUCAGUCAGAGUCAAUAUCAUCAGUGCCUGAUGCUGCAGAUCUACAAGGUGAGUUAACAAGUACACCAGAUGUAUUAAAUGAAUCUGAAGACCAACCAUUGGUUGAUGAUUCAGGGGCAUUAGAUAUACCAGAGGAAAGUGCACCAAUAGAAAGUGAAAUAGAAGUCUCUGGAGGUGAUGAAACAGUGCAAAAAGGUGAACCUGAUGUACCAUGGGCACUCCUAAGUGAAACAGCAGUAGCACCUCAACCAUUUCUUAUUCCUCAGGAAGAUGAUAUAUUAUCAACAGUGUCCCUAGCACCUACAGCAGAGAGACAAGAGAACAAAUUUAAUUUUGCAAUUACUCUUGGAGAAUCUGUGUGGGGUUUCCCUGAAUACAGUACAGAAGAGGAGAUUGCGUCCAGCACAGUUCUGCCACAGAAUGGUGAAGAAUUCACAUGGGUACCAGACAGCACUACUCCAUUUGAAUCAUCUGUGUUUGCACCUAUAUCUGAGGAGGAUGCUCUGCUUUUGGAAUCUGUACAAGUUGAUGAACCAUUGCAACGCACUGAUUCUGGCUCCUUCAAAGUCAUUGAUGUGUUAGAGACUGAAGAUUUAAGCAGAGAAAUGAGCAAGGAAAAUGAAACUGAAAAUGAAAUUGAAAAUGAAACUGAAUUCACACAAGAACAAAGAGAGCAUUCUCCAUCUCGUGGACCUGUCAUAGAGGUGGAAAUAACUAUGAUACCUUCAGCCAGUGGUCAAAAUUCCUCUGAGACUGCUCCACAGAUAGAGGUGGGAGUGGCUUGGGAAGCCCUUCCUGAAAGUCUUGCUGAUGGCCGUACUCCUGACAUUAUUGUCACUACUGUACUGGAAGACUCUAAAAAAUAGAUAUGGGGCAGCACUAGAAAGAGAUGACUGGGUUUCAAAGUCUCUUGUUCCAAUCAGUGGUUUUGAAAUAAUGCCCUAGUGGUAAAUGAAUGCUGUGGUAAAUAAAAGAAUGGAUAAAUUUUAUCAUACAGUGAAAAUAUAGAACGUUAUUUCAGUGA